Messenger RNA from Psammomys obesus (fat sand rat), 4086 nucleotides. RefSeq names its product toll like receptor 7 (gene Tlr7). Gene Ontology annotation, biological process: canonical NF-kappaB signal transduction; defense response to virus; toll-like receptor 7 signaling pathway. Gene Ontology annotation, molecular function: pattern recognition receptor activity; protein binding. The transcript has 3 exons. NCBI's taxonomy places the organism in Eukaryota, Metazoa, Chordata, Mammalia, Rodentia, Muridae. The record is from RefSeq and is a predicted model, not a curated record. Bases 232 to 3384 code for a protein of 1050 amino acids. Gene Ontology annotation, cellular component: plasma membrane.
CCUGCAGCUCAGAGGUUCUGUGAGUCUGUGCUUCCUGUUGCCUUCCCUCUGUCUCAGAGGACUCCACUUAUAAAACCACUCCAUGCCGUCAAGAAAGGUAUUUUAAGCAUUGGGAGACAUUUGGAUAAUUUCACAGAUGCCACUGGAUCCAUCUCAGGCUGAUCCUCGUCUACCUCAGGCUCCAUUCUCCUCCUCCAGACUUCUCCAUACCAUUUUGAAAGAAAACUAAAAAUGGUAUCGGCAAUGUGCUCACUGAAGAGACAAAUUUUUAUUUUUCUAAAUAUGAUCUUAGUUUCUAGAGUCUUUGGAGUUCCAUGGUUUCCCAAAACUCUGCCUUGUAAUGUCACUCAAGAUCCCUCAGAGACCCAUGUGAUUGUGGACUGCACAGACAAGCAUUUGACAGAAAUCCCUGAGGGUAUUCCCACUAACACCACCAACCUUACCCUUACCAUCAACCACAUACCAAGUAUUUCUCCAGACUCCUUCCGUAGGCUGAACCGUCUGGAAGAGAUUGAUUUAAGAUGCAACUGUGUACCUAUUCUACUGGGGUCCAAAGCCAAUGUGUGUACCAAGAGGCUGCAGAUUAAACCUCAAAGCUUUAGUGAACUCUCUGACCUAAAGUCCCUUUACCUGGAUGGAAAUCAACUUCUAGAGAUACCUCAGGAUCUCCCACAAAGCUUACAACUUCUGAGCCUCGAGGCCAAUAAUAUCUUCCUCAUCACGAAGGAGAAUCUAACAAAAUUGGUCAACAUUGAAGCACUCUAUCUGGGUCAAAAUUGUUAUUAUCGAAAUCCUUGCAAUGUUUCCUAUAACAUUGAAAAAGAUUCUUUCUCAAUUAUGAAAAAUUUAAAGGUUCUCUCAUUGAAAGAUAACAAUAUCACAGAAGUCCCCACCACUUUGCCAUCUAAUUUAAUGGAACUCUAUCUUUAUAACAAUAUCAUUAAGAGCAUCCAAGAAGACGAUUUUAAAAACCUUACUCAACUGCAAAUUCUUGACCUAAGUGGAAAUUGCCCUCGCUGUUACAAUGUCCCAUAUGUGUGUACACCAUGUGAAAACAAUUCCCCCUUACAGAUCCAUCCCAAUGCUUUUGAUUCAUUGAUAGGAUUAAAAGUUUUACGUCUACACAGUAACUCUCUUAAACAUGUGCUCAAAGAAUGGUUCAAAAACAUGCAGAACCUUCAGGAACUAGACCUGUCCCAAAACUACUUGGCCAGAGAAAUUGAGCAGGCCAACUUUUUGGAACAUCUCCCCAACCUUGUCCAGUUAGAUCUGUCUUUUAAUUAUGAGCUGCAGGUCUACCAUGCAUCUAUAACUUUACCACCUUCACUCUCUUCAUUAAAAAACUUAAAAUUUCUGCAUAUCAAGGGAUAUGUCUUUAAAGAGCUGAAAAACACCAGCCUUUCUGUAUUGCAUGAGCUUCCAAAUCUUGAAGUUCUUGACCUUGGCACUAACUUCAUAAAAAUUGCUGACCUCAACAUAUUCAAACAGUUUGAAAACCUUAAAAUCAUAGACCUUUCAGUAAAUAAGAUAUCCCCUUCUGAGGAGUCAAGAGAACUUGGCUUCUGUCCUAAUGCCAGAACUUCUGUUGACCAGCAUGGACCCCAAAUCCUUGAGACCUUACAUUAUUUCCAAUAUGAUGAAUAUGCACGGAGCUGCAGGUUCAAAAAUAAAGACCUGCCUACUUCUUUGCCUUCGAAUACAGACUGCCACAAAUACGGGCAGACCUUAGACCUAAGUAGAAAUAAUAUAUUUUUUAUCAAGCCCUCUGAUUUUCAGCAUCUUUCAUUCCUCAAAUGUCUCAACUUGUCUGGAAACACCAUUGGCCAAACUCUUAAUGGCAGUGAACUCCAGCCUUUAAGAGAGCUGCAAUACUUAGACUUCUCCAACAACCGCCUUGAUUUACUCUACUCAACAGCCUUUGAAGAGCUCCAGAAACUGGAAGUUCUGGAUUUAAGUAGUAACAGCCACUAUUUUCAAGCAGAAGGAAUCACUCACAUGCUAAACUUUACCAAGAAAUUGAAGCAUCUAAAGAAACUCAUGAUGAAUGACAAUGACAUCUCUACCUCGGCCAGCAGGACCAUGGAAAGUGGCUCUCUUAGAAUUCUUGAAUUCAGAGGCAACCAUUUAGAUAUUCUAUGGAGAGAAGGUGAUAACAGAUAUUUGGACUUUUUCAAGAAUCUGUUCAAGUUAAAAGAAUUAGAUAUCUCCAGAAAUUCCCUGAAAUCCUUGCCUGAUGGGGUUUUUGAGGGUAUGCCACCAAAUCUAACGACUCUUUCCUUGGCUGAAAAUGGGCUCAGAUCUUUUUCUUGGGGCAAGCUCCAGUUACUGAAGCAUUUGGAAAUUUUGGACCUUAGCUACAACCAGCUGAAGAUUCUCCCUGCAAGAUUGGCCAACUGUUCCAAAACUCUCAUGAAACUGAUUCUUAAGAAUAAUCAAAUCAGGCAUUUGACGAAAUAUUUUCUUGAAGAUGCUUUCCAGUUGAACUAUCUAGACCUCAGUUCAAAUAAGAUCCAGAUUAUUCAGAAGACUAGCUUCCCAGAAAAUGUCCUCAACAAUCUGCAGAUGUUACUUUUACAUCACAAUCGUUUUGUGUGCAACUGUGAUGCCGUGUGGUUUGUCUGGUGGGUUAAUCACACAAAUGUUACUAUUCCUUACCUGGCCACUGACGUGACUUGUGUGGGGCCAGGAGCACACAAAGGCCAGAGCCUUGUAUCCCUUGAUCUAUAUACAUGUGAGUUAGAUCUCACAAACCUGAUUCUGUUCUCGGUUUCCAUAUCUUCAAUCCUCUUUCUGAUGGUAGUUAUGACAACAAGUCACCUCUUUUUCUGGGAUAUGUGGUAUAUUUACUAUUUCUGGAAAGCCAAGAUUAAGGGGUAUCAACAUCUGCAAUCCAUGGAGUCUUGCUAUGAUGCAUUUAUUGUGUAUGACACUAAAGACUCAGCUGUGACUGAAUGGGUUUUGCAGGAGCUGGUCGCUAAAUUGGAAGAUCCAAGAGAGAAACAUUUUAAUUUGUGUCUAGAGGAAAGAGACUGGCUACCAGGUCAGCCAAUCCUAGAAAACCUUUCCAAGAGCAUACAGCUCAGCAAAAAGACAGUGUUUGUGAUGACACAAAACUAUGCAAAGACUGAGAGUUUUAAGGUGGCUUUUUAUUUGUCCCAUCAGAGGCUCAUGGACGAAAAAGUGGAUGUGAUUAUCUUGAUAUUCUUGGAGAAGCCUUUGCAGAAGUCGAAGUUUCUUCAGCUCCGGAAGAGGCUCUGCAGGAGUUCUGUCCUUGAGUGGCCUGCAAACCCACAGGCUCACCCAUACUUCUGGCAAUGUCUGAAAAACGCCCUGACCACAGACAAUCACGUGGCUUAUAGUCGGGUGUUCAAGGAAACAGUCUAGCCCUCUGCAGAAUGUCAUGACCUAGGACAUGCCUGGGUGCCUGAGUUUUUCAUAAAUGUCUUAGUAAAAGAAUGUCUGGAAAUGUCCUAACCUUGUCAUUGCUCAGAUUAGUAGGAAAUCAUUAAUGUAUGGCAAAGAAACUAGGAAAAAGAGACUGAUAUACUAGAGCUUCUUUCUUCGUGUAUCCAUCCACAUUUAAAUAUCUCUCCUGGCUCAUCUAUAAAACAUUAUUUGAAGAAGGUGGUUAGGAGGAAACAUAAGGCUCUGAUUUACCUGCAUACAACUGAAAAGAACCACACAUCUGCCUUUAAAAAGUACUGAUAUUUUCAGUUAAAAGGGUAAAAAUUAUUCAAGUUCUGGCUCUCUGAUACUAAAUUGUAGAAGACUUCAAUGAAAUAAAAACCCAGAGAACUUUUCAGCAAAUUGUGGCACUAUCAUGUAGUAUCUACCCUGUGGUACACACCAAAAGCAGUUACUAGUACUGGACAGUUGAUAGCUGCUUCAGUGCCUCUUACUCAUUUCCCUAGGAUCCAUUGAUGGGUUCUCUGGGAAAAUAGAAAAACAUGCUUGGUAUCCAUGGACAUGGUCAACUCAUAAAUGAAAAUAAUAUCUCCUCAAGCAAAAUGAUGUUCUGUGCAUUUGAUGAUAGCUUACCUGCUGAAAUAUGUUAUAUGCAUUGCAAAAUAUUGUUUCCAAAAUAAA